UUUGUGUGUGUGGCGAGGAGACGGAGACCUUGCGGGGUUCCCGGCCGCUGUCGGAGGCCGCGUAGUGAGAACGAGGGGGGCGACGUGGGCCCCACAGCGGACUAACGGACGCACCGGACACUUGGCGGACUCGAUGUAGCAGGCAGGGUGGGCAGCAAGCCUGCUUUACUCCUCAGCAUGCUCCGCCAUCCAGAAGAGAGAAGCAAAACCUUCCCCCGAACAGAAGAGUUUUAAUGAGCCGUACGCGUUACGGAUGGGCAAGUUCCCUGCAUUUCUCCGGUUGGCAUUACAUGGUGUCAGAAGUGGGAUCCGAAAGCAGCAACCACCAAGGAACAACGACCCUCGGGAUUGAGUGAGGUGCCCCUCCGAUCUCGAGCUCCCCAACUUCAUUCCGGAUCUGGAUAGGGACAGGUUGUCCUUCUGGAGAUAAAAACAUUCAGAUGGCAGAUAACAGUUUUUCAGAUGGAGUUCCUUCAGAUUCCUUGGAAGCUGCUAAAAAUGUAUCUCCCACAGAAAAGCUCACAGAUCAGGCGAUGCAGAACCCGCAGGUACUGGCAGCCUUGCAGGAGCGGCUUGACAGCGUCUCCCACACUCCUUCCAGCUACAUUGAGACUUUACCUAAAGCAGUGAAGAGAAGAAUCAAUGCCCUGAAACAGCUCCAGGUGAAGUGUGCUCACAUAGAAGCCAAGUUCUACGAAGAGGUCCACGACCUGGAGCGGAAGUACGCGGCGCUGUACCAGCCUCUGUUUGACAAGAGAAGAGAGUUUGUCACUGGUGACGUGGAACCGACAGAUGCGGAGUCGGAGUGGCACAGUGAGAACGAAGAGGACGAUAAAUUGGCUGGAGACAUGAAAAAUAAAGUAGUCAUAGCAGAAAAUGAAGCAGCAACGGCAGAAGAGCCAAACCCCAAAGGAAUCCCGGAGUUCUGGUUCACCAUCUUCAGAAAUGUGGACAUGCUGAGUGAGCUGGUCCAGGAAUAUGAUGAGCCAAUCUUGAAACACCUGCAGGACAUCAAAGUCAUAUUUUCAGAACCUGGGCAGCCUAUGUCUUUUAUAUUAGAGUUCCACUUUGAACCCAAUGAGUACUUUACUAACACGGUCCUGACAAAAACGUACAAGAUGAAGUCUGAGCCGGAUAAGGCCGACCCCUUCUCCUUUGAAGGUCCUGAAAUAGUUGACUGUGACGGAUGCACUAUUGACUGGAAGAAAGGGAAAAACGUUACGGUCAAAACGAUCAAGAAAAAGCAGAAACAUAAGGGUCGAGGCACUGUCAGAACAAUUACCAAACAGGUGCCCAAUGAUUCGUUUUUCAACUUCUUCAAUCCGCUGAAAGCUUCUGGAGAUGGAGAAUCACUGGAUGAAGACUCCGAGUUCACAUUAGCCUCCGACUUUGAGAUUGGACACUUCUUUCGGGAGCGGAUAGUCCCACGGGCCGUGCUGUACUUCACAGGGGAGGCCAUAGAGGAUGAGGACAACUUUGAAGAAGGUGAGGAAGGAGAAGAGGAGGAAUUGGAAGGUGACGAGGAGGGAGAAGAUGAGGACGACGCUGAGGUGAACCCCAAGAAGGAGCCCAGCCAGCCGUCCGAGUGCAAACAGCAGUGAGAAGCGCCCCUCCACAGACGCCUGUCAGGACUCGUCACACUGCACACCGUCGCCGCACUGACAUGCUUCCAUCUAACGUGUUUCCACGUGCAUGAUCUCACUUUCACUUUUCCUUUGUCCUUAUUGUUUGGCUUACCCUGUACAGUGGCAGCUUAGGUGCAUUUCAGAAGUAGGAGGUUUCGUUCCGGCACGCUCUGCGGCCUGGGGUGCAGCUCAGCGGGCUUUCCCAGCUCUCCUUCGGGAGGACCACAUGGGGUGGGGGUGGAAGGUCACUGCCGCCCUGGGCUGGUGUCUGGGGAUGUGGUUCUGGGGCAUCUGGAACCAGUCGCACCACUCCCGCUGUGGGACUCAUUCUUCUUCCAUUGAAGAAACCCACGCGCUUUGUUUCCAGCCACUCUUGUCUUCUGUAUCUGGUCGUCUCGAGCUGUAGAGUAGGGUCCCAUUCUCCGCAGAGUGUUCUUUCUUUGGUUUUACUUUCCUCGGGGUGGGGGUGGGGUUGUGCACACGACGCGGAGGCCGAGCUUGGCUGAUCUGUCCUCGUAUUUAUUUGUUCUUGUGUGCUGUGAGGGCUUGGGACGCAUGCUGUCGCUCGUCCUCGGAGUUUCCAAACCCAUGUUUGUGAGUGGGCCAGGCAGAGGUGGUGGCAUCCCCGCCGGGAGCGAGGCCUGUGUGGGGGAAGCGCACGCUCCGUCCUCCGCCAGCUGCCGGGCAGGGCCUUGUUUCCAUGGCCGGCAGCCCACACUGGGCUCUGCGGGAAGGGCCUUGGGCUGGGAGGCACCGCCCUCUGCUCAGUGUAAUGUCCGUCUCGCUCGCUCAGUAGCUCCAUUCUCACUCACCCCACGUCCAUCUUGUCUUAAAAGCCCUGGGUUCAGAGCGACCUGUUCUUGGCUGGCGUGUGGGGUUCCCGAGUGUGACGGGGGUCCCUGGCAGCCGGGGUACGGACGCCGGGUCCACGCUGCGACCAGGCCUGCAGAGUGCUCAGCCUUACUUAGGAUACAUUUGUAACCGAAUACGGUGUUUUCAAUUUGUACAGAAUAGUUAGAAUAUUCUAUUAAAGUCGUGAAACAUGA
Messenger RNA from Rhinolophus ferrumequinum (greater horseshoe bat), 2671 nucleotides. It is a transcript of the gene NAP1L4, whose product is annotated as nucleosome assembly protein 1 like 4. The transcript has 16 exons. Gene Ontology annotation, biological process: nucleosome assembly. Gene Ontology annotation, molecular function: histone binding; chromatin binding. The record is from RefSeq and is a predicted model, not a curated record. Gene Ontology annotation, cellular component: chromatin; nucleus. NCBI's taxonomy places the organism in Eukaryota, Metazoa, Chordata, Mammalia, Chiroptera, Rhinolophidae. The coding region runs from base 441 to 1601 and encodes 386 amino acids.